Doryrhamphus excisus (bluestripe pipefish) is the source of this 5311-nucleotide messenger RNA. It is a transcript of the gene mtus1a, whose product is annotated as microtubule associated tumor suppressor 1a. Gene Ontology annotation, cellular component: cytoplasm; nucleus. The record is from RefSeq and is a predicted model, not a curated record. Gene Ontology annotation, molecular function: microtubule binding. NCBI's taxonomy places the organism in Eukaryota, Metazoa, Chordata, Actinopteri, Syngnathiformes, Syngnathidae.
AAUAGCAAGUCUUAGAAUCCGGUGUCACACCACAGCUGUAGUGUUGGGAUCAAGUGUCAAUCUGUUCGUCUUCAGUAUGAAGCUAUGGUGUGAGACAGUGACGUUUUGAGUGUAUGAUCAUCUUGUGCUGCAGUGUGUGUCUUGUAUUUUUUUCUUCAAGAGCAAGUUGUCAUGCAAACUUUAGUUUGGGCCUGGCAUUUUGAGUUUGCUGCAUUGCUCUGUGACACUCUGCACUCCCCUUUUCACUUAUCCCUUGGUAAAAAGCCGCCUGAUCCAUUCACUCAGAAAAGAGAGACUUUGGCUGCUUAGCAACAGUGAAUACCAUGUAAGCCUGACAGUCUGUUGCCACUCCCCCUCACUGGGCUUGGCAAGGAUAAGGUGACACGUUCAUAUUUUUGUUAACUCGGAUCUGGGCAGCCUCUGAUGUAACCUCGGCCACAAGUGGCACAUGUCAUGUUGCCAUUUUACAAUUAGUGAUAAAGAGGAGAUAAGUCGGCAUGGGGGACACCCUCGCUCUGUCACUCAGACUGUGUCAUUAGUGAUGCACGGUUGGCUGUGAACACGAGGAGGGAGCUGCGUCUGGACUGGCACUGUUAGAGUCUCACAACUUCUUGCCCAGUUGGUGCAAAUUAGCACUUUGGAGGAAAAGCGGCAGUUCUUUGCAGAAUAAUUUGAGGCUCGUGAGACAGAAGACAUGAUGGUGGGUUUGAUACACCAAAGGAUACAACUUUUGGCAAUGUUCUUCCACACUGGGAAUCGUAAAGAUGCUCACUGAGGCUCAACUUGACUGACAGAACUCAAGAGCUUCCAAGAUAUGUGUCUAUCCAAACCUUCCAAUGCCUAAUUCAACAUUUACGAUGUCUUACGAUGAACGCACUGGGACCGCAGUUCCUCUGCCGCACGGAGACGUACAGCUUGGUCUCACACCUGGGAGUCUUUACGACAAUGGAUCCCUGUCCCCUUCGCCGGACUCUUCCAGUAGUGUCUCUACUCGCAGCGACAGAGAAGCCAGCAGCUCGCCUGACAUCAACAUGCUGGACCAUUGCAUCAGUGAAGGCUUUCUUUUGGAUAGCUUGCAAAGUACCGCCCAACAGAAUUUGUUCAGUGACACAAGCAUGAGUCUGUCCCAAACAAGUGUCACCACAUCUCUGAGUGAUCAUGUGAAUUUUGAUAAUAAAAACUUGAACUCACAAGGCAACCAAGAGACAGAGGAGUACUGCUCUUUCAGUCAGAGCAAGGGAGAUGUAAGCGACAAGGGAGUGACUUCUCCAGACUCUGCCAGGGCAGAGGAAGAAGGUCAACUAAGUUCAUGUGAAGGUUCCCGACAAGGAUCAGCUGAGAAUGACUGCUUCUCUAUGAGCUCUGGAGAAAUGGUGAUAAGGAGCAACAGUUUUUGUUUGGCGGACCAGUCCCUCUUAGUAUUUUCUUCCCUUGAUGAAUCCUCCAUCUCACCAGUCGCAGCGCUUGCAGAAUUUCAUAAUGAAGCAAAGAUUUUUACCACGCCCACCUUGCCAGAUGUGUGUGAGAAUGUUGCCGAGAUGAACACAGGGCAUCCGUACCUUGGCAUGACUUUCACCCUGGCAGACAACUUGGAGCUCCCCGAGGAAGACAAUUUGAGUGCGGCUACCUCUGCUGUACUUCUGCCAGGUGGAACAGAGGGAGGUCAUUUCGCGACUUUUUUGUGCGAAACAUCUCUAGAUGUUAAAUCAGUUCAACUGACAAGUAAGGAAGUAGACGUUUCACCUUUCUCUAGCGCAUUCACUCCAGAAAGAGGGACUACCUUUGUGCCCAAUCCGUCACCUAUGCAAGUUCUGAAUAAAGAUAGUCAGACUUCCACACCGGUACCAAACACUGCCAUUAAAAUACUUCCCUCAAUUUCCGAAUCUCCCUGUACCAAAAGUACAGGCAGUCCAAGAUUAUUACCAGCUGAACAGCAGCGAAAAUCUGUCACUCCUACACAUUUGGCCAUGGGACUGUCUGCCAGCAAGGUCAAGAAAAUGGAGAUUAAGAAGUGUCCUAAAUCAGACUUGAGUAAUGCCAAAUCUAAAGUUUUUACAGGAAUAGGUUCAGGGUCUUCUCCGCAAGACAGACAAUUGCAAGCAAGUUUAUGCAGCAAACACACUGGGACUCCUAUAAGUACGAAUAGCAGAAAAGGAAAGAGUACCAGUGCCUUUGUUUCUGCCACUGCUAAAAGAGAAAACAAUGCCCAGAAACAAGUCAUUCCAAGGGGUGCUCCCUUGGGUGUGACAAUCAUCCAGUCACCAGAGGAUAGUGCGAGGAAUGGAAAUUGCAGUAGUAGCAUAUCCAUCACAGCAAAUGAAACUGCUCAAACAGCAUGUUGCAGCACAAUCAGCACUGAGGAUGAGCAAACAGCUGCCUGCCAAGUGGUACACAUUCCAGCUCACUGCACUGGCGACCAAAAUGUCCGUCUGCCAUCUUCUGAAAAAUCUCCUGAUCUAAUUGUGCAGGAAGAUCCUAAACAGACUCCCAAGAAGCACGCGUCAAACAAAAUUGAGGUCAAGUCAAGCUCAGCUUUGAGCUACGUCAAAACAAGGCCUCGAUGCUCAUCAGAGAGUUUACCAUCUUCAUCACGGCCACCUAAGGAAAGGAUAACAACUGCUAAGCUCUCAACUAACAUAACGUUCCCCAGAAAUGAAAAACAAACCAGACCAGGGACUGCGAGCAACUCUUCUCAGAGUAAACUUGUCUCAUUGACUGAGGGUACCAAAAGACCUGUGGACAACUCCACUAGAGAAGUUAAUAAGAUCAGCCUGGUGACAGAAUCAGGAAGAGCAUCUGGAUCAUCCUUGGAUCGGACUAAGAGCAGUGCUCGACCACAGGCAUUUCCAAGAAAAUCACGAGGGACAUCACUUUCACAUCUUCCAACUGCCAGUCCCAGACCUGCGAGUCAGUCUAUCAGGCAGAGACAAGGAACCAGUUCAAAGGUUGACUUAAGGGUGUCUAAAAGUGUAGGCACGCCCCAGUCCACGCCGAACAGCAUUGCAGCAGGCAGUCAGAGGGCAAAGCAAUCCCUUGAUGCAGUCUCAUCAGCAAGUGUUAAGCCCCAGCUGUAUGGAUCCCGACCUCCUCAGACUCCAACACGCCCCUCUCUUGUGGGCCCUUCCCCUACUCCUACCUCUCGACUACCUCGUAAGACCCCAGUGCCAUCCAGGAGCCAAAAUGUGGGCAGGGAUCGGCAUGAAGCUUCUGGAGGAGCUGGAUAUAAACAAACCCCUGUCAAGACUGUUGUAUUGAGAGCAAAACUCAUAUCAAACCCUGGAAAAAGCAGUGGACCAAUUGUCAGUGACUCUGCUAGAAAGUCUUCUGCGGCCGUACCCUCAUCGAUCACGCCUGCUGCCAAUACCGGCAAAGGAUCUUGGACUUCUACAGCCAGCCCUUUGAAAAGAUCUGCUUCUUCCAGAUUAGUUCAUCUAACACCAAGCAGACCGGUGGACAAGAACAAGUCAAAGGCAAGUUGCCGCCAGCAACCGCCCCUGCAGCAAGUGUCAACAACCCAAUCAAAGAGGAAUAAUGGACGCCCAGAUGUGGUACCAUCUAGGGCCCCGCAGGGUGACAGAAAGGACCAAAGAAUCCAACAUCUCACAGGACUACUCGCAUCCUCUAACUGCAGAUUUGAGGCAGUUACCGUUGUGUUGCAGCAAACGCUGGCUGAGCGUGAUGAAUCCAUGGGGCGGUGCGCAGAACUAUCUCAGGAGCUGGUCAAUCUCCGAGGAGAGCUGGUAUCCUCCGUUAACUCCUCUGAACAGCUGGCAAAGGAGAAACAGGACUUGCAGAAUGUUCUGGACAAUGCCAUGCAGCGACUGCAGGAGCAACAUCAGCAGGACCUGGAAGAGAUGGAGAAGAGACUGCAGGUCUCCUAUCAAGCUGAAUGCGACAAGGUCCACCUCGGCUACCAGGAGGAGGCAAACAAACACAAAGCUCUGCUACAGCAGCAGAUGGCAGAACUUGAAUGCAGCCAUAACGCCAUGAAGCUGGAAUUAGAGCACAGCCAUGUCGAGCAGCUGCAGUGUGCUAAGCAGCAACAUGAACAGUCGCUACUAGAGCUUGGAGAUAUCCACAGUCGGCAACUGGAGUCUUUGAAUGCCAGUUUGAAAGACACAGAAGCUACUCUGACUAAACAGAUUGAAGAGCUGACUCAGCAGAACGCUGCCAUGAUGGAGAAGCUAACAACAGAGGAGAGCAAGAGGAUGGAGCUCGCCGAGAGUCAGAAGGACUCGCACACUGUAUAUCUGGAGCAGGAGCUGGAAAGCCUGAAGGUGGUGCUAGAUAUCAAAAACAAACAACUACACCAGCAGGAGAAGAAGAUGAUGGACAUUGACAAGCUUAUUGAGAAAAAUGUGAAGUUGGAUGAGAGCUUUAAGAGGGUCCAGCAGGAGAACGAGGACCUCAAAGCUCGCGUAGAGAAGCAUGCUACACUGUGGAGGCAGCUGUCCACAGAGCAGGCCAUGCUGCAGGAAUCCCUCCAGAAGGAGUCAAAGGUGAACAAGCGUUUGUCCAUGGAGAAUGAAGAGCUGCUGUGGAAGCUCCACAACGGAGACCUGAGCACCCCACACAAGGUGUCCCCCACCUCUAUGUCUCCUUCUCAGUCCUUCAGCCUCCAAUCGCCUCGUAGUCCAGGAACAUGUUCCCCUCCCCCUCUGUCACCCAGAUAACGGCGGCCCCCCUGCUUCCAGGAAGCAAACAACUCUGCUGAAGUCGCCCCUCUUGGUGGGGACGGCUUCUUCAGAGACACAGACUUUAAAAAAAUGAUGCACACGAGCACUUAAUAAGCAAGGCCACAUCGUUCUCUGGCUGUCAGGUCUGUUGAGGAUUUGUGGGGAGGGGCAGUGAAAGGAAUCUCAGGAUUUGUCAUGGAACACUAUUUUUCUUCCUUGUAACCACUGGAGUCAGCACUCGCACACCGCAUGCACCAUUUCACUAUUUUGUGCACGAUCGACCCGCUCAGCGUCGGUGAUGUCAGUCAAGUGCUGCUCACCAUUUCUUCAUGCCGCUAUUCCCUUCGCUGUUGUGGGAGGCGCAGGGUUGCCCUUAGAAUCUGCAGCCUAAAACCUGGUGGCCUUUCCCUUUUUUUGUUUGGUUGACAAAGGGACCAUUCCACAUUUUAUGUGUGUGUUAGUCUUGUCAAACUUUGCCCUCGUCUUGUUAAAAACGCAGCUUUAAAGCCGGGGUCUUUUGGCAGGAAAAGACUUUGCUUCAGCACGGCAUCUUGGAAUUUGUGUGAAAAUACUAUUAUUGGUGUGAUGACCCUGUUUUGAAAUAUGCAAUUAAUAAAGUAAAGUUUUAAACCUGC